UAUUCAUAGAGAAUUUACAUUUACCCAGAUAAAGCAUCGAGGGCUUCUUCUGAAUUAUCUCAUUAAUUAUCACAACAACCUUAUAUGGAGACAUGGUACCCAAGACGAUUGCAGGAAAGAUCUUUGGUUCCAUCUGCUCGCUGAGCGGUGUCCUCGUCAUUGCCCUGCCGGUCCCUGUGAUCGUUUCCAACUUCAGCCGGAUUUACCACCAGAAUCAGAGAGCGGAUAAACGCAGAGCACAGAAGAAGGCCCGCCUUGCCAGGAUCCGUGUGGCCAAAACUGGCAGCUCCAACGCCUACCUGCACAGCAAGCGCAACGGACUCCUCAACGAAGCGCUGGAGCUGAUGGGCACCCCAGAAGAGGAGCACAUGGGCAAGACAACCUCACUCAUCGAGAGCCAGCACCAUCACCUGCUGCACUGCCUGGAAAAAACCACUGGGUUGUCCUAUCUUGUGGAUGAUCCCCUGUUAUCUGUACGAACCUCCACCAUCAAGAACCACGAGUUCAUAGAUGAGCAGAUGUUUGAGCAGAACUGCAUGGAGAGUUCAAUGCAGAACUACCCGUCCACGCGGAGCCCUUCCUUGUCCAGCCACCCGGGCCUCACGACCACCUGCUGCUCCCGCCGUAGUAAGAAAACCACACACCUGCCCAAUUCCAACUUGCCGGCCACCCGCCUGCGCAGCAUGCAAGAGCUCAGCACGAUCCACAUCCAGGGCAGCGAGCAGCCCUCCCUCACCACCAGUCGUUCCAGCCUUAAUUUGAAAGCAGAUGACGGACUGAGACCAAACUGCAAAACAUCCCAGAUCACCACAGCCAUCAUCAGCAUCCCCACCCCCCCAGCACUGACCCCGGAAGGCGAAAGUCGGCCAGCCCCUGCCAGCCCGGGCCCCAACACGAACAUUCCUUCCAUAGCCAGCAAUGUUGUCAAGGUCUCUGCCUUGUAAAACCACUGGACAGAGGGCCAGUGCAGGUCCUAGAUGACCACUAGACUAACCCCUCAGCUCCAUCCCUCAGUAGCCGUAGCCAAAGAUGGGAAAUCCACUUCACUCAAGAAAACGGAAUACAGCCAGAAGGGCCACUACUGCUAAAGGAUAUUUGUAAGUAAACAAAAAGGCCAAAUGUGCCACGUCAGUUUAAUGUCUAACUCAAUGGCCAGUGACUGAAGAAAUGGGAUAUUAUCAGGGUUUCCAGGGGACAAUGGCUUUCUGGGGAAAUGACUUGAGCUUUCAUAGUUCUUUCAUGAACCACUUCAGCAUAAUAGAAGAGUCACAAAACUACCCAUUCAAUCCUAUUUAACAUUAGGGAAGGUUAAAAACAAACCAGUAGGCUAUAUUCAAAUGAAUGGAAACUUAGAAAACAUGGAAUUAAGAGUAUAUAAAACUAGAAGAAAUUAGAGACUAUCUAAGUCAUUUUACAGUAUAGGCUGAUGCUGUGACCUGCUCAAGGUCAUGAGGUCAUUUAAUGAAAGGGCUGGGAUCAGAACCCAAAUCCCUUGAAUAUUAGUCUAAUGCUUUUCCCAUUACACGCAUUGCCUCUCAGCAACAAUGCUCAGAGAAGACCCAUCAGAGUUUACUUGCUAUAACUAGAGACAUAGUCAUGUGUGAAUGCCCGUUAUUACUUGGACACAAGCCCUGACUGUACCAGUAUAAAACAUACCUUGGAAACCACCAUCCACUAGACAGAAUCAGCUAAGGACUAUCAGUUCUGUCAAAAGCAGGUGAGGAAGUGUACAGUCAGGUUUUUUUCAGUCCAAUUCUGUCUUUCCAAUGCCCUCAAUGGAGAGGGCUAUGACAUUUUAAAGCAUACUUUAUGUAGUCUUUAAUCCUUUCUACAACCUCUGGUGGUAGUAGGUCAAGAACUAAAUCUUUAAUUCACAGAGGGGAAAACAGGCAGAAAGAAGCUGAGUGACAUUCAAAUUCACAUGGCAAGGUAGUGGCAGAACUAAGAUUGCAAUCCAGAGCUUAGACAUCUUGCCCUGGGGUUUUUCCCUUGACAUCAUCUCAGGCUUGCUUAUAUUUUUAAUACUUGGAUUUUCAGAACCAUCCUGAGCCAGGACCUCCAGAAGCACACUCUGUACUAUUCCUCCUUCAUCCCUUCCUUUCACUACCAGUGUCAAGCUCAAGACUAAUUGCAUAGAAUCCUGUUCAGAAGACUAGAUAUUCUCAAUGAUAGUUGAACACAUGAGUCUACAAUCAUACAAGAGGAUAAAGUCAGCAAGUAGAAAAAUGAAAGUAAUAAAAAUAAAAAAUUUGAACAGAAAUUAAAAUGGCCAGUUAAUGAUGAUUCACAAUUAACAAGCAUUAAUUCAUGGAUAUGCUUGAGGACCUGACCCAGUUUUCAAACGAUGAUUCCUGCAGUUCAGGAUCAUGUCACUUUUUAAAAUUGAUCUAAACCUAGAUGUUUAGGCUAUUAAUGAAUUCUAGUGAUCCAGGCUCCCUCACUUCAAUUACCAGGGAACUAUAAGGCAUAAACAUCCUAACGCUGUUAAUCUAAGGCAAUAUUAGUUUCCCUUCUCAUCUAGUUGGCAUGGUAACCAUAAGAGGAACCCAAAAGACUAUUUUCCCAUUCUGAUUUCCUUAUGAAAUCUCAGCAAAGCUUUAAAAUGAGUGAAGGAAAAAUGUUAUGACCUGUCACCCUUGGAGCCCAAACAGCAUCAUGAUGAGCAUCAUUAGAACUAAGAGAAAGUGGAUCAGAAAAAGAAACAGCUUUAAAGGGGUUCCUUUUGAGUCCUGUUUUCAAUUCAGAAUGUUCUAUGUUUUUCUCAUCAAGUGUGGGAAUGAAUUUCUCUUAGCAGGUUUCUCAACUACACUGGCUGAUGUCAUACUAACCAGUGUAGGGCACUGACCCAAGUCCUGGGGGGCUCCUUGGGCCAACAGACUAUUUUACAAACCUGGGUGGUGGGAGGGAUGGUAUAUUUUUGAUAAUCAGACAUUCCAGUGUAAUGUUUUCCUUAGAGGUCACCCUCCCCCAUUAAUGUUAUCGUGAAAAACAUCAAGUGUGUUCUUUUCUAUUUUCAUAUAAUAAAUGGGCUUUGCUUACCAACAUCACAAUGGCAAAGAAGAAAUACUAUACAAAACUGCAGAAAGAUAAACAUGUGAAAUCUUUCUAUGGAAACAAAAAAACAAACAAACCAACUCUUGAGUUUCCUGUUGUCUUCUUUUGAAACUGUAGUGCAUAUGUUAAAAUGUAUAUCAUUUGCAGUAUUGAGUCAUGUGCCACUGCUGUACCUGAUGUAUCCAAUCUGGAUUAAACAAUGUGCCACAAAAUGA
Odocoileus virginianus texanus is the source of this 3269-nucleotide messenger RNA. The record is from RefSeq and is a predicted model, not a curated record. Lineage: Eukaryota; Metazoa; Chordata; Mammalia; Artiodactyla; Cervidae.